AUGACGCGAAUAUUGGUCCAGGUGUUGCUGUCUAUAUACCUCUGUGGCUUUGCUACGGCGGCCAAUAUCGUGUAUGUCACUGACCUCUCAAUCUACACUUUACUGGCACCAUGCGCCCAGUCGGCUCUGUCGUACAACAUCUUCAGGCAGACUGCUUCUGCCUGCGGUGAAGCCCCCACCGACUUGCAAUCAUGUGUCUGCACAAAGAACAACAAUGCGGUGGCUAUCGCCACGUCCAUAGCGAAAUCGGUGAGCUACAGCUGCGGCUCGUCUGCCUCGGAUGACCAGACGAGCGCAGCAGCCGUCUUCAGCCAGUACUGCCACCCGGAAUCAACAAUAGCACUGGCAACGCCGACGACCAAUCUCGUCACCCAAUACCCGACAGACAUCCCCGCCUUUUCUAACCUGGUGUCUUGCGCGCAAUCGGGAGUGUCAUAUGCCGUAUACUCGAUGAGAUCACUGUGCCCUGAGCCAGCCAGCUUGUUGGCCCCGUGUAUGUGCGUAAAGAAUGAUAAUUCGGCCCGCGUCAGUCGUUCCAUUGCCUCUCUUGUCAGGUAUUCCUGCUCCAACGCGGCCGACGUGACCUCCGCCGGCGAAUUUUACAAUGCCUUCUGCGCCAUGAACCAAGGGACCACGGCUUUUCCUCAGCCAUCCCCGCCGCCUGGUGACAUGACGUACUACAUCACCGCUUUAUCACAGUACAACUCGCUCGCUCCUUGUGCUCAGUCGGGUAUGUCGAACGCAGUGUCGUCUUUUGCGAGGUCUUUCUGCCCGGAUGGCCCUCAGGCGAUGGCGUCGUGCAUGUGUUUGAAGGACGGUGUUACGAACAUGGUGGUUAAUACUUUGACGUCGGAUGUCAAGUACUACUGCUCUUCCACUGCGACGGAAGAUGUAUCGUCUGCCCUGGCUGUUCUGGACUUUUACUGUAAGGCUGCUAAGAGAGAGGUUGUUGCGACUGUCGCCGAAUCAAUUGCCCAAACGUAUCCUACCGCACGAGCAGGCACAGGAUCAGGAACAUCUGCCCCGAGGCCAACGGGCACUGGCGCCGGUAGCGGCUCUGGUGGCAACUCCGGCGGUAAUGAAGAAAAGCAAAGCAGCAGCAAUAUUGCCCCGAUUGUGGGUGGUGUCGUCGGUGUGCUGGGCGCUCUCGCUUUCGCAGGUCUCGUCGCGCUUGUCGUCCUUCGCCGUAAGAAGAAGGCUCGGGCACAGGCCAAUUCUCAAGGCCCUUUCUUGACGAAUAUGGGACCGCCAGGAAUGAGCGGGCCACCAGAGCUGGGAGGCACCAUGCUCUCUUCUCUCCCCCACAAGAGCCCUUCGAUGAGCGUUGCCAAGGUCGGCUCUCCACGCUCAGAUACUGUAUCACCCGCUUCUGCCUACGGUAAUAGCGCAUAUGCACCACCACCCAUGGGAUCCGAGCUGCCAGGGCAAGGAAUGCCCCCUCCAGUUCCCGAGAUCCCGGCGAACACCAACGGAAAUCUACAACCUGGAGGCCAUUUCAUGCCCUCCGAGCUGCAAGGACAGUAUGCUCAGACGGAACAGGCAGGGCAGCAUUACGGCCAGAGUCUUCCUCUUCCACCUGAGCUCCAGGGAGGACAGAUGGCACCUGCUGAAGCGUACGGUCAGCCCAUUCAUCAGAUGCUGAGCGGACCUCAACCUGUGUAUCAAGCGCAAGGGAACCAGCGGGCGGAGCUCCAGGGUAUGGGGUGGCAUUCUGGGCCCACUCCAGGGUAUUCUGAGUUGGAUUCAAGCCAUAAUCGAAGGUAA
Messenger RNA from Colletotrichum truncatum, 1764 nucleotides. RefSeq lists its product as uncharacterized. The record is from RefSeq and is a predicted model, not a curated record. Lineage: Eukaryota; Fungi; Ascomycota; Sordariomycetes; Glomerellales; Glomerellaceae.